This is a messenger RNA of Leptopilina heterotoma, 1049 nucleotides long. Its product is annotated as mitochondrial import inner membrane translocase subunit Tim21. The coding region runs from base 165 to 833 and encodes 222 amino acids. The record is from RefSeq and is a predicted model, not a curated record. The transcript is spliced from 5 exons. Gene Ontology annotation, biological process: protein import into mitochondrial matrix. Gene Ontology annotation, cellular component: TIM23 mitochondrial import inner membrane translocase complex. NCBI's taxonomy places the organism in Eukaryota, Metazoa, Arthropoda, Insecta, Hymenoptera, Figitidae.
GGUCAGUGGGGGAACUAAUUCUUAACCUCUUGUACUUACAAAUCUUGAAUUGCGGAAUUUUUGGAAAAAAAUAAAUUGUUUAACAACUUAAUCACGAAGAGUGAUUAAAUGAUAAAGGAAAUUGCAAUUUCCGUAAAUUAAGGAAAUAGCGAAAACAAAAAAUAAUGGCAACUUCCCGAGUUAACCAAAUUCUGAGACAAAAACGUUUUUUAUAUAAUUUACCAGCAAUUCCCAUAUGUUGCUCCAAAUUUCCUUCCCAUUCGCAAGUUUUCUAUUCAAAUCAGAGUCAAAAUGUGCCAGCAAAAAGUGAUCGAUCAAAAUCGAGAAAUCAGAUCCAAACCGGAUUUGCGGAAGUAGUAAAAGAGAACACAAAAUCAGCUUGGUACUUGUGUGUUAUUAUUGGAGGAGUUGGAGUAACUGCUGGUAUUUUUUAUACAAUAUUGAAAGAAUUAUUUUCCGAGAGGAGUAUAAAUGGAAUUUAUAAUAAAGCCACGAAGCGAUGUUUACAAGAUUCGCGAAUUUUGGACGCUCUUGGGGAACCAGUUAAGGCAUACGGGGAAGAAAGUCGUCGAGGACGACGAACUCACGUGAGACACAAUAUUAUCAUGCAAAAUGGAAUUAAGCACGUGAGAAUGCAAUUUUACGUUCAGGGAAUCCGAAAAAGGGGAACUGUACACUUAGAAGUCAAGGAGACACAAUCUGGAGAUUACGAGUACGUUUAUUUAAUCGUAAAAUUGGAAGAUAUGUUCCGUUCAACUAUUAUUUUGGAAGAUAUUCGGAAUUCCGCGCCAACUAUAACUGCAACUAAUGAACUGACAUCUCCAAUGUUUUAAGUAUAUAAUAUUUACAAAACAAAACUCUAUAAUGGAACAAAAAAAAAUCCGAAUUCGCGAAUUUCGAUAAAUCGCAACUAGUCGUUCAUCAACUUCCUGUAUAUAUAAUUUUUCAUUUUAUAUAAAACUUUUUAAAUACUGUUGUUGAAUUAUCAGCAAGCGUAAUUUACGAUUUCGCCGAUAGUUUUAAAUAAAAGGAUAAAAAUAUUAUUAAAA